CUGCUUUCUUCAUUUGUAAACCAGGAAAUGGAACUAUUGAAUUCAAUGAAUUUCUUCACAUGAUGUCUCGUAAAAUGAAGGAAACAGAUAAAGAAGAGGAACUUCGAGAAGCUUUUAGAGUAUUUGACAGGAAUGGUGAUGGUUUUAUCAACGCUGCUGAGUUAAGGCACGUUAUGACCAAUUUAGGGGAAAAAUUGACCGACGAAGAGGUUGAAGAUAUGAUUAAAGAGGCUGAUCUGGAUGGCGAUGGUUUGGUCAAUUAUGAUGAGUUUGUUAAUGUUUUGAUGGCACCCAAAUGAUCUAUCUAGAGAUAUUAAGGAAUCAAAUAUUCAUCAAACUUGGAAUUAAUAAAUUACUUUGAAACAAACGAUGAGACAUAAAAGCCUUUGGAAAAAAUCAAAAAAUGAAUCGCAUCAUGACCUUUUUUUUUGUUGUUGUUCAUCUCAUUACAUUCAAUACCAAGAAGUGAAGCAAAACAGAUACACAUUCACAUUCAUUUUAAAACCCAUUGAAAAAAA
Tetranychus urticae (two-spotted spider mite) is the source of this 518-nucleotide messenger RNA. Lineage: Eukaryota; Metazoa; Arthropoda; Arachnida; Trombidiformes; Tetranychidae. The record is from RefSeq and is a predicted model, not a curated record.